Messenger RNA from Aspergillus candidus, 707 nucleotides. RefSeq lists its product as uncharacterized. The transcript has a single exon. The record is from RefSeq and is a predicted model, not a curated record. Lineage: Eukaryota; Fungi; Ascomycota; Eurotiomycetes; Eurotiales; Aspergillaceae. Bases 359 to 535 code for a protein of 58 amino acids.
AUUCGCCUUGCGUCAUGGCAAUCCACGCCUGAUGAUACGUUAGUCCCAGCACUUACAUGGAGGCAAAAAAUAUAUUUGGUUUCUUCUCAAUAGUGGCUAGUACUAACUAUAACUAUAGUAACGAGCUGACCAUUUUUAAUAUUCUGUUACAUAUUGAUAUCUCCAUAUCUUACUUGUCACUCUUCCUCAAUAAGCAUCUGUUGCACCAGAUGACAGAUUGACGAUCAGUCUGAUCUGCCCCGAUCAGACCGAUCAACCUGUGGAUCUUCCAUCACAACUUGAACUCCGUCAAUCUUCGUAGUCAGAGAGUAAUUGCCACAAUCCCAACACAUGGUCCCGACGGCUCUAUAUUCCAACAAUGAACGACAUUAGUUCAGCUUGCUGUCAAGGAUCGUUGGGCCGGAAACAGCUCACUACCAUUCGUUCCAUCGUGUGCGUGGUAUCCAUCCCUGUCGGUAAGGGCGUGUGCCACCCAUCAACCUGUGACAACCAGUCACUCAGCUCGACUGUUCAGCCUUCUGUUGUGGUAAGGUAAUAGCCGCCGUCUGUUUGGCUCGGGAUAGGCUAGGCUGUAUGCUGGCUGGACUUGCCCCUCCUGAUCUCUAAACGAACUACUGGUGUCUUUUGGCCUAUGAGGGUGGGUUCUUUGGGGGAAUGGCCGCGUCAUUGGAUUUUGAGGGAGGGGGUCGGUAGGUGUGGUUCUUGUU